Messenger RNA from Plasmodium gallinaceum, 1491 nucleotides. It is a transcript of the gene RRP45, whose product is annotated as exosome complex component RRP45, putative. Bases 1 to 1491 code for a protein of 496 amino acids. The transcript has a single exon. The record is from RefSeq and is a predicted model, not a curated record. Lineage: Eukaryota; Apicomplexa; Aconoidasida; Haemosporida; Plasmodiidae. Gene Ontology annotation, biological process: U4 snRNA 3'-end processing; exonucleolytic trimming to generate mature 3'-end of 5.8S rRNA from tricistronic rRNA transcript (SSU-rRNA, 5.8S rRNA, LSU-rRNA); TRAMP-dependent tRNA surveillance pathway. Gene Ontology annotation, cellular component: cytoplasmic exosome (RNase complex); nuclear exosome (RNase complex).
AUGAAAAGUUGUAAAAAUAAUGCUAAUUUUUUUUGGUGUAAUUUAAAAAAUAAUUUAAGAUUAGAUGGACGUAAUUUUGAGGAUUCAAGAAAUAUUUCUUUUUAUUUUUUAGGUGAUUAUGGGAAUGUAGAAGUAUCAAUUGGAUUUACAAAAGUUAUAUGUAGAAUUACAAGUGAAAUAGUGAAACCAUUUGAUAAAAAACCAAAUGAAGGAAUAAUAAAAAUAAAUUUAGAUAUAGAUAGUUUUACUAGUGUAAAUGAUAAUUUAAAGAUAAAUGAUGAAUGUUUAGAAAUAAGAAAUUUAAUUGAAAGAAUUUUAAAAUCAAGUAGUAUAUUAAAUUUUGAAUCCUUAUGCAUUAUACCUCAUAAAAAAGUAUGGUGUUUAUUAAUUAACAUUAUUGUGAUAGAAAAUGAUGGAAACUUAUUUGAUGCAUGUUAUUUAUCAGCUUAUAGUGCUUUAGUUCAUUUUAGAAAUAAUGAGGUUAAAGUAGAAAAUUCUGAAAUCAUAAUUGAUCAAGAUGAAUCUAAUUAUUCUCCUUUAUCAAUUCAUAAUUCACCAAUUUUAACAACAUUUGCUUAUUUUAAUUCGGAAGAUAUUUGUCUAAUUGAUCCUUCACUACAUGAAGAGGAAUUUAUGUCAUCAAAAUUAUCUGUUGCACUUAAUAAAAAUGGACAAUUAAUUAGUAUAUUAAAACCAGGUGGUUCUCCUAUAUCUUAUUUAAAAAUAUUGGAAGCAAUUGAACUCGCUAAAAAAAGAGUUACAUGCAUUCUAAAAAUCUUAGAAGAUGCAUUAGAAGAAGAUAAAAAAUUAAGAGAUGAUUUAAAAAAAAAGAAUUUUCAUAUAAAGUAUUCAUGUAACCCUGUAUCUAUAAAAUAUAAUGAUAGUUAUGAAAAAUCUAUGAAUAUUCCUGUAAAUCAGUCUUUAAGAAAUAAUUGGAAUAUCGAAAAAAUUAUAAAAAAAUAUGAACAAUAUAUUAAAUUACAAGAUAUGGAACAAGAAGAAAAUUUAGUUAGUUCUAUUGAAGAAACCAAUAAUAAUGAAAAUACUAAAUAUAAUAAACAGUAUAUUUUAAAUGAAGAACUUCGAAAAAUAAAAAAUGAAAAUAAAAUAAAACAUGAGAAUUAUUUGUAUGUGGAUAAUUAUAACGAUUAUAUGAGUAACAUAAAAGAUAAUAAUUUUUUAGAAGAACCAUUUAAAAAUAAAAAUAUAUUAGAUAAUCUUGAUAUAGGAAAAAUAAAAAGACAAGAAUUUGGUGAUAAUAAUUCAUAUUUACAUAAUAAUAAAUUUUUGAAAACUAAUGAUAUACAAAAGAAAGAAAUAAUGAAUUUUUCAAAUACAAUAACAAAAAAUAUUAAAGAAAAAAAAAAUAUUAAUAAGGAAAAUAAAACGGAAUCAAUGACAACAAAUAAAGAAUAUUCUUCGGAUAUUGAUUUUUCAAUUGCUAUUAAUGAAAGUUUAAAAAAAAAAAAAAAAAAAAAAAAGAAAAAUUAA